AUGGCAGCACCCCCCUCACCCCGACACGGCUGCUCACACUGUGACCAGGACCUCAAGGUGGCUGAGCCGCCUUUUCAGUCCGAGGCAGCUAACGUCCUGGAGGGUGACUCCAUGGACCAGGAUGUUGAGAGCCCUGUGGCCAUUCACCAGCCAAAGUUGCCUAAGCAGGCCAGGGACGACCUGCCAAGACACAUCAGCCGAGACCGGACCAAAAGGAAAAUCCAGAGGUAUGUGCGGAAAGAUGGAAAGUGCAACGUCCACCAUGGCAAUGUGAGGGAGACCUAUCGCUACCUGACAGAUAUCUUCACCACCUUAGUGGACCUCAAGUGGAGAUUCAACCUGUUGAUUUUUGUCAUGGUUUACACAGUGACGUGGCUCUUUUUUGGAAUGAUCUGGUGGCUAAUUGCAUACAUCCGAGGAGACAUGGACCACAUAGAGGACCCUUCAUGGACUCCCUGUGUCACCAACCUCAACGGGUUCGUUUCUGCUUUUUUAUUCUCCAUAGAGACAGAAACCACCAUCGGUUAUGGCUAUCGGGUCAUCACGGACAAGUGCCCAGAGGGAAUUAUUCUGCUCUUAAUCCAAUCCGUGUUGGGGUCCAUUGUCAAUGCAUUCAUGGUGGGAUGCAUGUUUGUAAAAAUAUCGCAACCCAAGAAGAGGGCAGAGACCCUGGUUUUCUCCACCCACGCGGUGAUCUCCAUGCGGGAUGGGAAACUGUGCCUGAUGUUUCGAGUAGGGGAUCUGAGGAAUUCCCACAUCGUGGAGGCUUCUAUCAGAGCCAAGUUGAUCAAAUCCAAACAGACCUCGGAGGGGGAGUUCAUCCCCUUGAACCAGACAGACAUCAAUGUAGGGUAUUACACUGGGGAUGACCGUCUCUUUCUGGUGUCACCACUCAUCAUCAGCCACGAAAUUAACCAACAGAGUCCUUUCUGGGAGAUCUCCAAAGCCCAGCUGCCCAAAGAGGAACUGGAAAUUGUGGUCAUCCUAGAAGGAAUGGUGGAAGCUACAGGGAUGACGUGCCAAGCUCGAAGCUCCUACAUCACCAGUGAGAUCCUCUGGGGGUACCGGUUCACCCCUGUCCUGACACUGGAGGACGGGUUCUACGAAGUCGACUACAACAGCUUCCACGAGACCUAUGAGACCAGCACCCCAUCUCUCAGUGCCAAAGAGCUGGCCGAGUUAGCCAGCAGGGCCGAGCUGCCCCUGAGCUGGUCCGUCUCCAGCAAACUGAACCAACACGCAGAACUGGAGACUGAGGAGGAAGAAAAGAACCCUGAGGAGCAGACAGAGAGGAACGGUGAUGUGGCGAAUUUAGAGAACGAAUCCAAAGUUUAG
Molecule: messenger RNA, 1335 nt
Organism: Hippopotamus amphibius kiboko
Lineage: Eukaryota; Metazoa; Chordata; Mammalia; Artiodactyla; Hippopotamidae
Gene: KCNJ6
Product: potassium inwardly rectifying channel subfamily J member 6
Exons: 3
Coding region: 1-1335 (444 amino acids)
Biological process (GO): regulation of monoatomic ion transmembrane transport; potassium ion import across plasma membrane
Cellular component (GO): plasma membrane
Molecular function (GO): G-protein activated inward rectifier potassium channel activity
Source: RefSeq, a predicted model, not a curated record